UUGUCACUAUUGCACUUUUUAGUACAGUAGAUGGUUGUGAGAGUACUCACAGGUUUGUCUGACAUGAAGCCUCCUGUUCAUUUUAAAGAGCCUAGCAGAGAGCCUGAAAUAAGCAGCCCUGGAAACCAAACUCCUCUUCACCUAGUCUCUCAGCUUGAACAUAUUAAACAACAGAUGGCCAGAGACAGCAUACAGUUCAUCAGAUUUGAAGCGACAGACCUUCAUGGGGUGUCAAGAUCCAAGAGUAUUCCUUCUCGAUUUUUUCACGAAAAAGCAACCCAUGGUGUUUCCAUGCCUAGAGGUUAUCUUGAACUGACCCUGAAUCCUAAGGACAAUGAAGUGGGCUAUAUAAGUUCAACUAGUUUUCAUCGUGACAUAAUCCUGAGCCCUGAUUUAUCAACAUUUAGAGUUUUACCAUGGACUGAACAAACUGCUAGAGUAAUCUGCGAUCCCUUUACUGUACUAGGCAAACCUGUAUCAACCUCACCUAGGUACAUUGCCAAACAACAGCUGAGCCAGCUUCAAGACUACGGCUUUUCACUGUACUCUGCCUUUACUUAUGAAUUUUGUAUUUAUGGCAUUGCUGAGGUUAUAAAUUCAAAGACAAUAUCUUUUCCUGCAGCAACUUUACUAAAUAACCAGGACCAGACUUUCAUUCAGGAACUCAUUGAAGGAAUGUAUUACAUUGGUGUCAACAUUGAGAGCUUUUCUUCUUCUGCUGGUCUUGGACAGAUGGAAAUCUCUUUUCAUCCAGAGUUUGGCAUUGAGGCUGCAGACAGUGCCUUUGCCUUCAGAACAGGCAUUAAAGAAGUUGCAAAGAAGUACAACUACAUUGCAAGUUUUUUUUCAGAGAUAGGAUUCUACAAUUCAGGGAUUCUGGCUCAUAGUCUAUGGGACAUCAAUGGUCAGAAGAAUUACUUUUCGGGUAGCUUUGGAACUCGGGAGCUCAGUGAUAUUGGCAAGUAUUGGCUCGCAGGACUCUUGUUGCAUUCAGCAGCUCUCAGCUGCUUGAUGGCUCCUGCUGUCAGCUGCCGUAAGCGUUAUUUUAAAUAUAGUAAGGAUUCAAAAGAGACUGUGAAUGCAAAAUGGGCAUACAAUGAUAACAGCGGUUCCUUUAACAUCAAAUGUCAUGGUGGAAAAGGCAUUCAGAUAGAAAACAAGCUAGGUUCAGCUACGGCAAAUCCCUACCUGGUACUUGCUGCAACUAUUGCUGCAGGCCUGGAUGGAAUAAAGAGAAAACUUAGCAUCCAAGAUGUGUCAGAAGAGAAACAGAAUACUUCUCAUUUGAAAGCUUUGGCAAUCCCUCUGAAACUAGAAGAUGCUCUUGCUGCCCUUGAGGAAGAUUUAUGCAUUAGGGAGGCACUGGGUGAUACCUUUAUUCGAUAUUUUGUCACCAUGAAGCGUUAUGAGUUGGAAACUGAAGAAAUAGAUGCUGAAAGGAAAAAAUAUUUAGAAUAUUUUAUUUAA
This is a messenger RNA of Alligator mississippiensis (American alligator), 1467 nucleotides long. RefSeq names its product lengsin, lens protein with glutamine synthetase domain (gene LGSN). Gene Ontology annotation, molecular function: glutamine synthetase activity. NCBI's taxonomy places the organism in Eukaryota, Metazoa, Chordata, Crocodylia, Alligatoridae. The transcript has 2 exons. The coding region runs from base 31 to 1467 and encodes 478 amino acids. The record is from RefSeq and is a predicted model, not a curated record. Gene Ontology annotation, cellular component: membrane; cytoplasm.